Drosophila persimilis is the source of this 705-nucleotide messenger RNA. Its product is annotated as acylphosphatase-1. Lineage: Eukaryota; Metazoa; Arthropoda; Insecta; Diptera; Drosophilidae. The record is from RefSeq and is a predicted model, not a curated record. Gene Ontology annotation, molecular function: acylphosphatase activity. The coding region runs from base 19 to 369 and encodes 116 amino acids. The transcript is spliced from 3 exons.
UUUCGGUACCGCUAAAACAUGUUUACCGACGGUGUCUUCUCGUGCGAGUUCGAGGUAUAUGGUAAGGUCCAAGGCGUCUAUUUCCGGCAUCAUGCCAUGAUCAAGGCCAAGACCAUGGGACUUCGGGGCUGGUGCAUGAACACGGCAAAAGGCACUGUCAGGGGCUACAUGGAGGGGCGGCUUCCCGAGAUCGACGUGAUGAAGGAGUGGCUGAAAAACACGGGCAGUCCCGAGUCGAAUGUCGAGAGGGUGAAGUUCAGUAGGCCACGUGAGAAGGAAGGAUAUGGCUUUCCCAAUUUCCACGUCAGAGCCGAUGGCUAUGCAGAGACUCCAGUUCCAAAAAAAAACAAAAGAGUCCGACUAUAUUGAGUCAACCCCAAAACCAAAAGAAUAUUAGCAUUAAAGAGCAUCUCAAAUGGAAGAUUUCUGGGCCUGGGAUCUCAUCAGCUCGAUCUGGACUUACCCGGUAAGAAUAUAUCACUGAGCAGCCAACCACAUCAUAAAUCUGGCUAAUAUUUAUGAGCUCAUAUCCGAGACAGAUAGACUUUGCAGAUCCCAAUCUAAUUACAGACUGAAUCGCACAUCAUGCAUUCGCAUCUGGACGCCACUGGGAUAGCAAUCAAGCAAUCAAUCAGCAUGCCAACUCAUUCACUGUACUCGGGUGGCCAGUCACCAAGCACCAGCUAUCACCUCUACGGAUUGCUC